AUGAUCUCUUCAAUAACAGAAUACAUCAAGAAACACCGUCGAGGCAUUAGCAUAACCGUAUUUAUCGCUGGGAGUUCUUAUUUUAUUGGAAAGUAUGCUAAAUGGAAAAUAGAAGAAUUCAGAGACAAGGCCGGGGCUGAAAGAACGGCGAAAGAAAACAUGAAACGCCGUUUUCAGCAGAGACAACAUGAUUGCACGUACACCGUACUAACCCAUCUUCCGACCUUGGGAGACGAACUAUUAUCGGCGAUAAACGUAGAGGCUGUCAUUGCCAAACUACAAAAAAUGAAGGUUAAAUCAACUUUAACACCGGCAAUUUCUCCGACUUCUUCGGUUGUUCUGGUCGAUGAAGAGAAGGAAACGGCGCAGACGCCGUCAGCUUCGGUUGUUUUCGUCGAGAAACCUGAUGAAGCCGAGUCAAAAUCAACUUUAGAAAGUCAUGGCAAUGAAGAAAGUGUGCCAUUAUCUCAUUUGUCUGAUGAUACAAGUGUAGAUACAGCUGUUUCUCGUGCGAAUCUUAAAACUGCAAAACUUGAAUUAUGGAGUGAAAUAAAGAUUAAGAGCUUUACCCGAACGAUAUCAGCUAUAUACUCGGUCACACUCCUCACAAUUCUAAUCCAUAUACAAUUAAACCUGUUGGGUCGCUUUAAUUACCUAUACUCGGUGGUAUCACUUACCGAACGCGAAAAAGAGCAAACCAUUCAUAUACAACCGGCCAAAGGAACAAUCCUAAAUCUCGAAAAUUCGUUAGAAGAAGAAAUUGAGGUACUCCGAAAAGGAGGCGACGCACAAGAGGAUCCAACAAUUGAUGAAGAGCUUAGAAAAUUAUUGGAUGAAUCUAAAGAUUACUUGGAUAGUGAAGAUUUUCGAGAUGUACUCGCAGCGUGUCUCGACUCUGUAUUUUCACUAUUAAAUAGCAACAUGUAUUCGAGGUUUCUUGCGGUGCCAAAAAGCGAAGAGAAUGACGACUCAGAACGAUUAGAACGGUUGGUCGCACUUGCUCGACUUUUACCUGAUAUCUCUAAAGAGGCGCAUGCUGUGAUCAAUGGUGUGCCUAAUCGAUAUCUUGAGGCUGUAAAAAAUGUUAAACAACUGCAAGAGCUUUCUGCUAUAAUUUACUCGUCGUUUGAUGAAGAAUUUUUUUGA
Messenger RNA from Ambispora leptoticha, 1146 nucleotides. Lineage: Eukaryota; Fungi; Glomeromycota; Glomeromycetes; Archaeosporales; Ambisporaceae. The record is from the annotation of a GenBank genome assembly.